UAGAGGCAAUGGCAGACGGGACAAUCGGAAGGACAACUUAAGUAACGAUUUUUAAAGGUUAUUUCGCGUAGACUCCGGGUAGACUGCUGGUCAGGAUAAACCUAUUUCGAGCUGCGUCCAUAAGAUAUCAACAACAAGAUGUCCAGAAGAAAUCCCGGGGACGAUUAUAGAAAAGGGUCAAGUGUCUACAGAGCCGAGGACAGGAGAGGAGAUGACAGGGAUAGGGACCGUUCGCCGCUCAGAUCCGAGGAGCAUUGCGACUCAGAUGACUCCAAUCAAUCCGAUGCUAAGAAACAAAAAUUAACAUUUGGCUUUGGAAAAAAGGCUGGCAAUGAACAGAAGAAAGGAAUUCAGAUUAAAUUAGGUUCUACUUCUAAACCAUCUCCAAAAGCAACAACAGUACAAAAACCAACAGUGGCCUCGGUGUUUAAUACGGAUGAAGAUGAUGAACCAGAAGAGAUGCCGGCGGAAGCAAGGAUGAGGAUGCGAAAUAUUGGUCGCGAAACACCAACAUCAGCUGGGCCAAAUUCAUUUGGUAAAACGAAGCAAGGAUUCUGCGAUUCAAAAAAAAUAUUUGAGAAAACGCUGAAAAAGGCAAUGGAAGAAGCAAACAAAUGAUUUUUUCAUUGCCAAAUAUAUCUAAAGGAAUAAUUACUUGUACAUUAAUUUUACAUAAUUACUACAAAUUUCUUGCUAAAGUCAAAUGUAUGUAUUUUUAUGAAAUGCAAUUCAUUGACAGAGCUCAAUUUUAAAGUUUUGCUUCAAAACUUAGGAGGAUAUUAUCAGCUGAUCAAUAGAUCUAUUAUUUCUAUGCACAUUAUGUACAAUAAAUCUAUACAUAAAAUUUAUGCAUUCUGAAGGAUCUAAUAAUUGUUUCUUCCUUUAAUGGAUUAUCAAAUGCUAUAUUAAUUCA
Camponotus floridanus (Florida carpenter ant) is the source of this 913-nucleotide messenger RNA. Its product is annotated as PEST proteolytic signal-containing nuclear protein-like. Lineage: Eukaryota; Metazoa; Arthropoda; Insecta; Hymenoptera; Formicidae. The record is from RefSeq and is a predicted model, not a curated record. Bases 139 to 618 code for a protein of 159 amino acids. Gene Ontology annotation, cellular component: nucleus. Gene Ontology annotation, biological process: protein ubiquitination; proteasome-mediated ubiquitin-dependent protein catabolic process. The transcript has 3 exons.